AUGCCAAUGAUAUAUAAUGUUCCUUCUUCUGUUAAUUUGAUCUCUUCUUUCUCUUUCACAUCAAAAUAUGAUUUGAAAAAAGAGAAAAAUCAAAUUUUGUAUGAAAAAGAUUUCGGAACUGUUGUUUUGAAAGUUCCUGAUUCUGUUUUGAGUAUAGAAAGUGAUGCAUUGUCUAAUGCUUAUUACAUGUAUUCUGUUUGCUAUAAUGGAACUUAUUUUCAGGAUGAAAUUAAUUAUCAUCCAAAUGAUUUUUUGUCGAAUUUCUUUGUCAAAGAAAAUUAUUUUGGAACAACAUUCUUCGGAUAUCCUUUGACUGGAUUCGAAUGCGAUGAAUCAAUUCCUGAUGCAAUGAUCAUUUCUCAUGUUAUUGGAAAUACAAAAUUAGAGAAAAUUUUGUCUAUUACAAGUAUUUCUUUGAGUUCAUUAUGCGUUGUAGCAAUAGUUGUUUUGAUUGUAGUAAUAUAUUACUACAAGAAGACAGAUGACAAUGCUUUGUUGUCUAAUUAUUAUUCUGUAGAUAACAAAAUUAAUAGUUUUUAUACAUAG
Messenger RNA from Trichomonas vaginalis G3, 546 nucleotides. Its product is annotated as leucine-rich repeats (6 copies)-containing protein. The transcript has a single exon. Lineage: Eukaryota; Parabasalia; Trichomonadida; Trichomonadidae. The coding region runs from base 1 to 546 and encodes 181 amino acids. The record is from RefSeq and is a predicted model, not a curated record.